AAACAACAGACGAGACUACAAGACAAAGACCGCCAUCAUGUCCGUCAACUUCCGAGACCGGGCCAUCGCCGAGGUCCAAAAGGCCAUCAAAGCGGACAACGACAAGGAAUACCAACAGGCCUUCGAUCUGUACAUGUCGUCGAUGGAGCUGUGGGUCAAGGCCCUCAAGUGGGAGAAGAACAAGGCCAUCAAGGCCACCAUGCAGGAGAAGAUGGCCACGUACCUGGACCGGGCCGAGAAGCUGAAGCAGUUCCUGCAGACCGAGAGCGAAGGCAACGCCACGGGCGGCAAGACGCCCAUGGGGGCCAAUGGAUCCAGCGCAGGCGGCAAGGCGAAGCCGGCGGCAGAGGACGAGGACAACAAGAAGCUCCGCAAUGCGCUGUCGGGAGCCAUCCUGCAGGAGCGGCCAAACGUGCGGUGGGAGGACAUUGCUGGCUUGGAGGGCGCCAAAGAGACGUUGAAGGAGGCCGUCGUGCUGCCCAUCAAGUUCCCGAACCUGUUCCAAGGCAAGCGACAGGCGUGGAAGGGCAUCCUGCUGUACGGCCCCCCAGGAACCGGAAAGAGUUAUUUGGCCAAGGCCGUGGCUACGGAGGCAAACAGCACGUUCUUCAGUAUCAGCAGUUCGGAUCUAGUGAGCAAAUGGAUGGGUGAGAGUGAACGGCUCGUCAAGCUCUUGUUCUCCAUGGCUAGAGAGAACAAGCCGUCUGUCAUCUUCAUUGACGAGAUUGAUGCUCUUUGCGGCCCCCGAGGCGAGGGUGAAUCCGAAGCUUCUCGACGUAUCAAGACGGAAAUACUCGUGCAGAUGGACGGUGUUGGCAACGACAGCAAAGGCAUCCUCGUAUUGGGGGCCACCAACAUUCCCUGGCAGCUCGAUGCGGCUAUUCGCCGUCGUUUCCAAAGACGCGUUCACAUCGGCUUGCCCGACGCAAAUGGGCGAGCGCGGAUGUUCAAGCUUGCCAUUGGAGACACGGACACUGCACUGAAACCGAGCGACUACAACACCCUGGCAUCACUCUCAGAUGGUUUCUCGGGCAGUGAUAUCGCCAACGUUGUUCAGAGCGCUCUGAUGCGGCCUGUUCGCAAAAUUCUACAAGCGACUCAUUUCAAGCCAGUAAUGAAAAAUGGCAAGAGGAUGUUGACGCCCUGCUCUCCAGGAGACCCGGAGAAGAUCGAGAUGACAUACGACGAUGUCAAGCCAGACGAACUGCUGGCUCCGGACGUGACCCUUCAAGAUUUUGAGAUAGCCUUGGCCGAUUCACAUCCAACAGUGUCUAAGGAUGAUAUCGCGAAACAGGUCGAGUGGACAAACGAGUUUGGAAGCGAGGGAGCUUAGGCAAUGGGCGUGUCUUGGACGG
Molecule: messenger RNA, 1355 nt
Organism: Trichoderma citrinoviride
Lineage: Eukaryota; Fungi; Ascomycota; Sordariomycetes; Hypocreales; Hypocreaceae
Product: vacuolar sorting protein
Exons: 3
Coding region: 38-1333 (431 amino acids)
Biological process (GO): endosomal transport; vacuole organization
Molecular function (GO): ATP hydrolysis activity; ATP binding
Source: RefSeq, a predicted model, not a curated record